Molecule: messenger RNA, 4108 nt
Organism: Amaranthus tricolor (Joseph's coat)
Lineage: Eukaryota; Viridiplantae; Streptophyta; Magnoliopsida; Caryophyllales; Amaranthaceae
Product: probable GTP-binding protein OBGC2
Exons: 10
Coding region: 87-1616 (509 amino acids)
Cellular component (GO): mitochondrion
Molecular function (GO): GTPase activity; GTP binding
Source: RefSeq, a predicted model, not a curated record
GCAUCAAAAUUGGAUCUUCCUUGCAAAUUUAUACACACAGCACAUUAUCCAAAAUCCAAGUUAGAGUUAUCAGUAUAUCUUCAGUAAUGUCGUAUUUUACUAUGAACACAUCCUCUCCGGCGACAUUAUCGCAUCUCCACCGGAAUUCGCAUUUCUUUGGCAAACCUACGACUUCUACAUCAUCUGCUGUCUUCUCGGACUUCCGUUUUACUUCUCCCAGGUUGUAUUGGCAAAGAAUCAAUUAUGAAAAAACUAGAUCAUGUACAUUUUUGUGUGCGACUGUCAAGGUCAAAGAAGUUUCUUCCAUAACAUCAAAUGAUGCAGUGAAGGAACCACAUAAAUAUUUUGAUCAUGUCAUCAUAACUGUCUGUGCUGGUGAUGGAGGCCAUGGUGCAGUUCUUAAAAUUCCCAACCAAAAGGCUCCUUCAAAUAAGUACGAUAAUAAAGUGGGGAAUUCGAGGAAGAAAACUUCGUUCAAGAGGGAUAGUGAUGGAUCUAUUAUACUUCCCUUUGGAGGACAUGGAGGUGAUGUUGUUAUUUAUGCAGAUGAGGGUAAAGAUACGUUGCUAGAGUUCCACAAGCAAGGGAAAUUCAAAGCAAAGCGUGGAGGGAAUGUCAAUUCUAUGGGUGUUUUUAACACUCAUAUACGGGAUGGAUCUGCUGCUCCUACACUGCGAAUACCUGUCCCUCUAGGUACUGUCGUAAAACGAAAGCGAGGGAAACUUUUAGCUGAUCUUGCUAAUCCCGGUGAUGAGGUUCUUGUGGCAAGGGGCGGACAAGGAGGGAUUAGCCUAUUAGAGACGUCAGAUCAAAGGAAAAGAAAGAUGACACCAUUAACCCCAAACAUAAUGAGAGAUGAAAGCGAUAAGGUUUUAGUCCUUGGUCAAGCAGGGGAAGAAGUUAGUUUAGAAUUGAUACUCAGAGUGGUUGCAGAUGUUGGUCUGGUGGGACUUCCAAAUGCAGGAAAAUCUACACUUUUAUCUGUUAUCACACUUGCUAAGCCAGACAUUGCUGACUAUCCCUUUACAACCCUGAUGCCAAACCUUGGACGCCUUGAUGGUGACCCUUCUUUAGGUGCAGCUAUGUAUUCAUCUGAAGCAACAUUGGCAGAUCUGCCGGGUCUUAUUGAAGGUGCUCAUUUGGGAAAGGGUUUGGGUCGUAAUUUUCUUAGGCAUUUGCGAAGGACUCGGUUACUGGUCCAUGUUGUUGAUGCUGCGGCGGAGGACCCCGUGAAAGAUUACAAAACAGUUAAAGAAGAACUGCGGAUGUAUAAUCCUGAUUAUCUUGAAAGACCAUAUAUUGUGGUCUUAAAUAAAAUUGAUCUUCCUCAGGGAAGGGAUAGGCUUCCAUUUUUGGUUAAAGAAAUUCUUAAAAUUGGCCAGGGCCAUGGACCCUCACCACUGGUGUCAGGGGUUAACACUGAAGAUACAACUGAGAGUGUCUUGACAUCCUUUGAACAUAAUGACUCUCCCCCUUCACUUUUUGUCGAAAACAAAAGAGAUAAGGAGAUUGAGGACUUUCCACGACCCCUUGCCGUAGUUGGAGUCAGUGUUCUGAAACGCAUCCAUGUAACAGAAAUGCUGCAAGAAAUAAGGAAAGCAUUGCAAAAAUGUUGAGAUACAAAUCAAGAAGUGUCAUGAGGAUUGAUGAUUAGAAGUUUGUUACAUACGAAAGGCUCCAUAUCAGGUCUUUUUUGGCCAAGCAACUUGCUCAAUAAUAGCAUGGAGGGUAUAUUACAGUCAAAGGUCAGAUCAUUAUGUACUGCAGCAUUAUGGUCUCAUUCUCUUUAGUGUGUUGAUUUUAGGUUUUUGCUUCCAUAUGAGGCAUUAUGUGUCAACACUUAACGCAGACGCAGUGCCCUCUUAAGCGGUGUCCGGGUAACAUAACUAAUUAUGUUUGUUGAGUUCAGGCUUACCGUUGAUGCUUUCUUCGAAUCAUCGAGUAUUCUGUUGGCCAUUAGUUUAUUUUUGAUGGGUUGAUUAUUUUACAUUCGACCUAUAGAAAAAUGUGGAUGAUGAUGCUAUUCUUGAUCAUUUUUGGUCGGAUUCUUGAAUUGUGCAAUCAGUUGCUUUACUGGUUUUCAUCAAUUUCUUGUACUGAUUCACUCAUGUAUUGAUUGGCGACGUGGGAACAAGUCUUGUAGAGCUAAGAUUUUAUAUAUUUGAUGACGAGUUUUAGAUUUCAAUUUUGGGAUGCUGGUUGGUUUAAUAAAUUAGGAGUUACAGAUUUAUAUAUUAGGAUGUGGUGUUGUUUUAGCAGAAACCUUUCCCUUCUAUUAAGUAUACCGUUAAAUAUGAUAUGAAGUAUGAACUUAUUUACUUUUAUUAUAAUUAUUUUCGUUCUGAAAGUGACAUAUUAGCCUAUUUUGCAACUUGUUAGUCGUUAAACUUUUGGUUCUUAUGAUGGAGAGAACAAGAUGCGGGACCUAGUGCGUGUAACUAAUUUUUGUGUAGCAAGGUGGAGUCUUUUCAUUGUUCAAAAGAGGAUGUUAUGUCAUUAUCACGUAAGCAACAAGAUGAGCUGAGUGUGGUGUGAGAUAUUACAGAGGUUUGAAAUGGUUAUCUCAAAAAGUUAAAGGUGUAGGAUUCAUUUCCAUUUUCAAGUACCGCAUGUUUGAACAUAUUAGUCCUUAAGUUUGAUUUCUAUGAUGAAAAGAUUAAGAGUGCAGGACUUAGUUCGUGCAAAUAAUUUUUGUUUAAGUUAUUUCGCUGUAGAUGGUGUUAUGUCAUAGAAGGAUCUAGUAAUCAAUAAUAUGAGCUUCAGCUUGUUGACAUAGUCUUGAAUUAGUAGCUAUCUCAGAAAUUGAGAUUAAGGGCUCAUUUCAAGUUCUGCAUGAGGUGAUUGUGCAGUGAAUUGUUAUGAAAUUUUCUUGUGAUUCAGGCCUCCUCACCUUUUCUAUUGGUGCUAUAUCAAUUAUCAAGUACUACUAGUUAGUGAUGUCAGUCUUAUACUUACAAAGGAAAGAUUGACUGGUCUGCAAACUGAAGCAUGCUAGGUGGUUCUGAAUAGCAUUUUUGGAAAUCAUCUUCUGUUUGGUGGCUUGGGAAACAGGUUUACUGAGUUGAAUGGGUUUUCUUGUUUCCUUUUUUCCCUUUGUAUGUCUCAGAGCAGGGAAAGUAGGUUGCUUUGUGUUGGAAAUAGUGUGUAAUCUUGCAUUAUUUAACUUGAAGCUGGCAUUAGAGAUGGUUCUAAUAUGAGUUGAAUGAUUAAUGUCAAUACGUUACUUGACAAGGUGAUAAGCUGCUGAAUAUUGAUACUCUUUGAGAACUAGAGUUUAAUUUCUGUGAUUUCCUUGCUUUCUUUAGAAGAGGGGUUUGUUUUGGGUUAAUAUGUCCAUUUUUCAAAGGCUUGCUAGUUGAAUGAUGUGUAAUGUUCUGUCUAUUUGAAGGUAACUUACACAUUUGUGGGUGUUCCUAAUGUAAGUCUAUUGGAUGUAAAAUUUGUAGUCCUUGAGCACACAUUUUUCUGUCAGUUUAAACAUUGAAGAGGGAACAAGAAACAACUAUAAGAUCAAAAGAUGGGCAGUUGUGCUUCAGUUCUCACCCAAGCACUAUAAGGCCUUCAGUUCUCACCCAUGCACACUAAUUAAACUUUUCCAGGAUUUGCCUUGAUAAACACCAAUUUGUGAAAUAAGUCUGUUGAUGAAUUAUGGAACUUUGGUCCAUUGACACAAAACAUAUUAAGCAGCUACUUAUAGCAUUGACAGUUCAAUUGUUCCAUGCAUUGUUUUUGAAAUUUGAAAGGGGCUUAGAUAGGUUAUUUCUGGAAACUGGAUGUCCUUAAUUUGAUGGUUCAAAAACAUGCAUGAUAUCAUAGUUUGAGGACUCUUUUGUUUCAGCUAUAGGUAUUUCAGUAAGACAGUAACUGAUAGUCGAAGACCAAGUCUUGAGGGUUUGAGGCCACAGAGAGCUUAUUUGUUAUGGCUUUUAUCUUGUAUGAAGAUGAAUUCCUCUUGCUAGCCCUUCUAAUACAAUGUUUUUCCUCACUGAAACAGUUGUACUAUAACUUUACCCCUUACAAUUGAGGACAUAUAUUCUUUUGUAGCUUGUUAUUGCUAACCUAUAUAAUUGCCCAUUUUUAUUAUUAUGAAUAGCUCGAUGUCCAUAAU